This is a messenger RNA of Misgurnus anguillicaudatus (oriental weatherfish), 2194 nucleotides long. RefSeq names its product family with sequence similarity 204 member A (gene fam204a). The record is from RefSeq and is a predicted model, not a curated record. NCBI's taxonomy places the organism in Eukaryota, Metazoa, Chordata, Actinopteri, Cypriniformes, Cobitidae.
AAAAGCUCUAUGUUCAAAAUGCGGAAAUACCGAACGCAAACGUAAACAUAAUGCUUUCACAGAAAUCGUUCGGUGAUGCACAUGGAUAUGGUUAAAUCACGAAACGUAUUAUAUAUUAUAUUAUAAAACAAAUUACCUCACUAUUUGACAGAGACUAACACAUGCGUCUUCCAGAGUUGUUUGCCGAUGAUUCGCAAUAUUGAAUAUGUAUAGUGGACUACUCCCGCCGGGUCUCACUGAGGCUGAUUUAAGCUCUGAAGAUGAUGGUGAUGUUACAGCAGGAAACAGACCAGCAGAGACAGAAACAAACGAGCACCUUUCACGUCAGUCAAGCACAGAGACACGUCCAUCAUGUGUACAGCUUGAAAGUAACGUUAAUAGGACUACUGAUUUGCAAACGGAUGCAUUGUGUGAUGAUUGUCCUCCUGGAGUCUCCCUGGACAAAUGGCAAAGAUUCAAAGAGCUUCAGAGAGCAAAAGCUGAUCAGAGAGUGAAGCAACCACAAACAAAACGACUAAGGAAAAGACGCCACAAAAAACGUGGGACUCAAACAAAAAACGAUGAUACAGAGCAGAAAAGAAAGUUGGAGGAGAAGGAGGAAAACUGGAAGGAGCUCACGCAGUAUUUUGGCAUGAAGGAUAAAUUCGAGCCUCCUCCUUGCAACAGGCCUCCUCCCAAGUCAGGCCUGGAAAAAAGCAUAGAGAGUGCCAUCGCUGAAGGGGACUAUGGGACGGCGGAAGAACUGAGUGACAGACUUGCUACUCGAGAGCUGGGCGUGAAAAUCGCACAAGCCGCCGAUUGCCGCGACUUCACCCGGUCCAAACGGGAAGCAGAGGCUUCCCAGGCAGCCCGAAAACGGAGAAAGCAAAUCGCUUGGGGAUAUCUAUCUUGGACAUGCUCCUGUGUGUUAACUCGUAAGAGCUUUCUAAUGGGUUCGAAGCAAAGCAAAGAUGGGAAACCAAAAGCAACAUGGGAUUCAUGUGAUAGUUUUAAAUAUCUAAUUUGUUUUAGUAUUUUUUCAGUGAAUCAGUUUUUGGUCAUUCAGUUUUGUGGGUCAUUUAAUAAGUGGGAUUAUUACCGUCAGAUUGGCAUUUACAUUAUUGCGUGUAUUUGGGUUCUUUUUCUCAUAAUUAAAUCUGGCACACACAGCGUUUAUUUACCGGAGUAAGUGGGUUAAUCAGAAGCCGCCUUUUCUUCCAUGGAGGUAUGGAGAGAGGGAAGAGAAAGGAGAGAUUAAGAGCCUAAUGCAAUGUACAGGAUAAUAUGCAAUAGGAUUUGCCUAGGCAAAAUGAAAUUUGUUGGCUGUAAGGAGGUUUGAGCAGUCAUAAACGCCGAAUUUAGUCGGGUCUGAGUGUAAGAUGAGCGUGUGUGAGGAAAAGAGAAUAUGAUGGAGAGCAGCGUGUGUAUGAAACUGACCUGUGGUCAGUGAUUUUGGUUGCACAUUGACAUCUCUAAACGUGAACUGCUUAUUUUUAUUUAAUAGUAAAUAUUUUAAAGGAUAGUUUAUCCAAAACUCACAAUGGAUUAUUAUUUACUCAUACUCACACUGUUUCAAUACUGUAUGACUUUUAGGAAUUUUUCCAUGUAGUAAAAAUGAAUGGAGACCAGGGGCUUUUUUGGCUUCAAGAACAUCAUAAUGCUAGUCUGUAUGACUUGUGUGCUAUAUUUCAUUUAAAACCAUGUAAUAGAUUUGUGUGUACUGUGUGUGAUAAAUAUAGUUUUGGUAGCCAAGGUCACUGUUCAUCUUCCAUGUGCAUGAUAGACAUUAUGCUAUAAGGAAAAUUCCGCAGAGGAAUGUUUGGAAAGACACAGGGUUGAGUAAAUAAUGACAAAACUACUCCUUUUUUGUUAUAUUUCUUAAUACACCCGAGUACCUUUCUUUUCUAAACAUCCCUCCCACUUUCACGACCCUGUCUGGUACGAGUGAGCUCUGUAGUGGGAAUGUAGCAGCUCACUCUAUUGAUUUAUUCUCUGUUGGCCUGAGGCAGAGACAUCUGUAAUUUUAGGGCUUUGCCACCCUGACAACAGCCAACUGACAACUGUAGCACAAACUUGUCAGUGCUGCCUUAAGGCAAUGCAGUCAGCACGGAGACAUCUUACUAAAGAAAAAAUCUGUUGUAAAUGCCAUCUUUAUUACAUCAGUCAAAUUGUGGUUGUGAUCAUCAUCAAUAAAUAAAGCUUUGGAAGAUUGUGG